AUGCGGGCCUUCCACCGCAUGGACACCCUGCUUGCAGACCCAUCCUCUCUGGACGAGCUGCAGGGCCUGGGUCGGAGCGUAGCAUUCAAGUCUUGGGCCAACCCGGAGAUAAUGGGCUGCACCAUGGUGGCGGCUGUGGUGCGCCCAGAGGCAAUCUUCGUCGCAAAUGCCGGAGACAGCCGGGCGGUUCUCUGUAGACGAGGGAAGGCGAUUGAUAUGUCAGAAGAUCACAAGCCGAACAGCCCUGCGGAACUAUCACGUAUCCUGCGAGCCGGAGGGACCGUGGUCCAGCAGCACGUAGGGAACCACGUUCACUACAGAAUCAAUGGCAAUCUCAACCUGUCGCGUUCCAUAGGCGAUCUGCUGUACAAGCAGAAUCCGUCCAUGUCCGCAGAGGAGCAAGUCAUCACUUGUCAUCCGGAUGUACGAUGUUUCAGUCGUCAGGCCGAUGAUGAGUUCAUGAUUCUGGCUUGCGAUGGAGUGUGGGACGUUCUCAGCAGCCAGGAAGCGGUGGACUUUGUGCGCAUGCGCCUGGGUAGCUUCUCCGACCUGGCCUUUCGGCUACAGGAGGGGCGCUUGCGAUUGUCUACCAUUCUGGAGGAAAUGCUGGAUGCCUGCAUCUCCCCUGAUCUGGCGCAGACGAUGGGCAUUGGAGGUGACAACAUGACGGCCUUGCUCGUGGUCUUCACCGACGGAGGGCGCCAGGCCAACUGGCUUGAGAGCACAUCUGUGUUGCCGACGCAGUCAUGGAUGUGCCCAUACCGGUGA
Messenger RNA from Symbiodinium pilosum, 768 nucleotides. The record is from the annotation of a GenBank genome assembly. NCBI's taxonomy places the organism in Eukaryota, Dinophyceae, Suessiales, Symbiodiniaceae.